Suhomyces tanzawaensis NRRL Y-17324 is the source of this 2250-nucleotide messenger RNA. RefSeq names its product Tcc1p (gene TCC1). NCBI's taxonomy places the organism in Eukaryota, Fungi, Ascomycota, Pichiomycetes, Serinales, Debaryomycetaceae. Bases 98 to 1846 code for a protein of 582 amino acids. Gene Ontology annotation, molecular function: chromatin DNA binding; RNA polymerase II cis-regulatory region sequence-specific DNA binding; protein binding. The transcript is spliced from 2 exons. Gene Ontology annotation, biological process: regulation of gene expression. The record is from RefSeq and is a predicted model, not a curated record.
AAACUCCAGCAAAAAACUAUUAAUUAGAUUGGAUCCCGCAAUUUCCACUAGUUUCGCAUAUUUGCUCUUUUUGAAUCACCCCCUUCCUCCUAGUGGAAUGCCCAAAAGAACUAUCUCGCUGCAAUCGCCGCCCUUGAAGAGACCCCAUCUCGAAAAGGACGGUGCUGCUGCUUACCAAGCAAGCGUCACCCAGACUUGGAUAGCCUGUGGCAGCUGUGCAAACGCCUUGGGCCUCACGGUAGCCGCCAUCAAAGCAUACGAGAAUGCCGUCCACCACGACGCCUCCUCGUCCACCGCCAUCUGCGGCUUGAGCUACUCGCUCAGGCUCAACGACAUCAACUUGAACGAGACGGUUGGGUCGCAAACGUCCAUAGAGCGCCUCAACAAGGCGUUGGAGCUCCAUCCAUCCUUGCUCAAGGAUGCUGGCGUGUUCAAGGAGUUGGCCGAGUGCUACUUGCUCAUAGGCCUCAACGACCAGGCCCACCAGGCCAUCCAGACCGCCAUCCAGUUGACGCCCAACGAUGCGUCGUUGUGGCUCCUAAGCGCCCAGACGUUGAUCCGUGCUGGUGCCAGAAGCCACGCGGCUGGCUCCUUGACCCACUGCUUGUCGAUCUUGCCUGAGUCGCUCAGCCAGUUCUCCAGCAGCGAUAUUGAAACCGCCCGAGCCGCCCACGCCGAAUUGGCAGCCAUUGCGACUGCCGAUGGCAACAUCGAAUUGUCGAUUGCCGAGUUGACGGCCACGUUGUCGUUGCCGCCACCUCCAUUGUCGCGCAUCGACGAGCACAUUGCCUUGUGGUGUGCGUUGGCCACGGUCAAGGAGCGUGCCAACGACAUCCCUGGCGCCAUCCAGGCGUGCGAAAGCGCAGAAAUAGCGGUGGGCAACUCGCCCCGUAUCUUGAUGACCCACGCAUACUUGUUGCUUUUGAACAACGACAAGAACAACGCCGAAAUCGCCAUCCAUUUGUUGAGCAAAAUCAUCGACUUGGAGAAGGAAAAGGACUCGGACCAGCCCGACACAGAGGGCGACUUCUUGCCAUGGUACUUGAUGGGUAAAGCGUACUCGUUGGUGGACCAGCCACGCUUGGCGUACGACUCGUACCAGGUGGCCUUGAGAAGAGCAUCCAACUCGCCCAUCACCUGGUUGGCGGUCGGCAAGUUGUACUUGCAAUUGAAGCAGUUGUCGGACGCAUUGGCUGCAUACUCGCAAGCGUUGCGCCUCCAGCUUGAAGAAGGCUCUCCCGGAACGGCCACCGCCUGGGACGGCUUGAGCUGUGUCUACGAACGCUGCGACGACCAGUUGAUGGACGCCUCCGACGCAUGUGCCAGAUCCGCAGCGUGCUUCAAGAUCGUGGGCGACAUCAAGAACGCCACAUACUUUGAGGACAGAGCAGACAGCUUGGUCAAAGCUUCCAAAAAGGAAGGUCCGGUACCUCCUUUGAGGGAUCCUCCAGAUGUCCCCAGCUUCAUGUUGCGGGACCUUGUUGCAUUAUUGCCUUCAGAGCGAAUCGCAUUCAUCCAAGGCCCCCAGCCACAAACCCAGACUCCAUCGGCUCAGGUCAACCAAGCACAGCCAGCACAGGCUCCUCCUCACAGCCAAGCACCAACCCCAGCACCUCCCCAGCCCAUGCACCAAAGACAACAAUCCGCACAACACACUCCCAACCCCCAGCACCAACAGAGCCCUGCCAUUCCUGUCAUCAUCCCCCAACGAAACCCCUACCCAGUGGGUCCUCCGGGGCCUCCCCCUCCCGGGUAUGCUUACAGUCAAUACGUGCCUAUGCAAGGAGGAGUUGUCACCCACAUGCAACAGCCGUACGCUCCAGCCAUCAACAACUGGAGAAGAUAGGUGCUUUGUAUUAUAAGAUCCGCUGGUCUAUUGCAUAUCUGUAGUCUACGUAAUAAAUGAUGAAUCGACUUGGUGUAGGCAAAAAUUUAACCAGUGUGCUGAAUGGAGAAGACCACGAAGUGGUAGACUCUGAAGGGGAUGCACUACCACAAGUUGGAACACACACAAGUACACCCAAAUUGAGAUAGAUUCCCACAAGUACAGCAUGGAUAGUUAGAAUCCCACAAAAUAGCACGGCCUAAAUUAGAUACAAUAACACAUAAUAGUACAGGCCAAAUUAGAAGGUCCCCACAGAAUGGCCAACCUAAACCAUUAACAUCCCUACAAAUGGGAAACCAGUUAGAAUCCACUAAGUAAGCUGUCUAAACCAUAAGGUUCCAUAGAUACAGCUUCAUCCUCCAUGA